Messenger RNA from Penicillium canariense, 1584 nucleotides. Its product is annotated as glycosyl hydrolase family 79 C-terminal domain-containing protein. Bases 1 to 1584 code for a protein of 527 amino acids. Lineage: Eukaryota; Fungi; Ascomycota; Eurotiomycetes; Eurotiales; Aspergillaceae. The transcript has 4 exons. The record is from RefSeq and is a predicted model, not a curated record.
AUGUUUGUUUCGUUGCUUUUACGUGCUGCCGUUGUGGCGGCCGCGCCGUCAAUUGUUGAGCGCGGCAGCUCUGCAAUCACCGUGAGCAAGCAUAUGCCACAGGAUGCUGCCUCUAGCAUUCUUGCUCCGUUUGUCUCCUUUUCGAUCGAAUUUUCGUCCUUCCCCGACUUUGCAGGAAACAAAUCCAGGCCAAACAAAUUUUCCAACCAGUUGCUUGACAACCUGGCCGAUCUUCAAGGCGUGAAGCCAUAUAUCCGAGUGGGCGGAAAUACCCAGGAUUUCGCUCUAUAUGAUCCGAAUCUCAAGACACAAAUCAAUGGCACAGUGGUUCUGUCCGAAUCCGCCGACUACCCAUCCAUUAUAUCUAUCGGCCCAUCCUUUUUCGAGGCGUACGAGACGUGGCCAGGUACCAAGUUCAGCCAUGGUUUCAAUCUUGGGAAGAACACGACGGAGGCCAUGGACACACUCAUCGCCACAGUCCCACUGGCCUGUAAGGCCCUCAGUAAUGGACGGCUUGCCCACUGGGAAUUGGGCAAUGAACCUGAUCUUUUUAAGGGUAAGGUUCGUCCCAGUACUUGGUUGGAAAGUGACUAUGUCGGUGAAUGGCUGUCGAAGUCGCGGAUCAUAAAACGCCAAUUGUCCCAAGCCUGCCCUGGCAUGGUGACUAAGGGGGCAUACAAGUAUCUUGCCCCGUCGUUUGCGGGUACUGGCAAUAAGUUGGAUCCUGUGAAAACCUGGGAGGUGGGCCUUGAUACGGACCAUGACAUUGGGAUGAACUCGAUGCACAACUAUAUGGGCGGUGCAGACUCUCCUGGUGUCACCCUCGCUCAUACUCUGAUGAACCACACGGCGGUUGUCCAGAGUGUUGCACACCAUGUGGGUGUAAUGAAAGAUUUGCAGGAAAAGGGGUUGACCAAGGACGUCCCAUAUAUUCUGGGUGAAAUGAACUCGCUCUAUCACCAGGGCAAGCCAGGACUAUCGAACUCGUUUGGUGCUGCUCUCUGGGGCGUAGACUUCAACCUCUACUGCGCCUCCCAGAACAUUCGGCGCACGCACAUGCAUCAGGGAACCGACUAUCGCUAUGCAUCAUGGCAACCGGUACAAACCACCAAGACCACUAUCGGUACCAAGCCACCGUACUACGGCAACGCGAUGGUUGCGGCUAUGCUUCGCGGUAGGGAACCGGACGCCGUCCAGAUCGUCAACCUCCCAACGGGGCCAGAAACCGACGCUGCGUAUGCCGCAUAUGUCUCCGGCAAGCUGGCCCGUCUUGCCGUGAUCAACAUGCAGGAGUACAAUUACACAAGCGAUGCCGGUUCGGCCUCCCGGCCAUCCGCGACCUACCAGUUCCAUUUGCCCGAGGUUUCCGCGAAGUCCCUAUCGGUGCAGCGGCUCCUGGCAAAUGGGACCGAUGCUAUCACCGGUAUCACCUGGGAUGGCUGGUCAUACAACUACGAAUUGCAGGGCGGCGCCCCCGUUCGCUUGACGAAUGUGACGGCUGGCCAGAGCGUGCAAGUGGAUUCCGAGGGUUGGGUGGCAUUGGAGCUGCCCCAUUCGAGUGCUGCGAUCUUGAACAUCUCCUGA